UUAACUGGUCAGCGCUUGCCUGUCUGGUACCCACCAGUGUCAGGCUGUAUUGGGGGCAGAGAGUCAGCAAGACCAUGGUGGGGAAGAUGAGACUUGUGAUGCGGCUGCUGUGUGCAUUCUGGGUGAGUGUCGACGCCAUCACCGUGGAAACGCCGCAGAACACCCUCGACGCGGCCCGGGGACGGAGUGCCACGCUUCCGUGCACCUACCACACUUCUGUCCCUGACCGACGGGGAAUCAUCCAGUGGGACAAGCUGCUACGGAGUCACUCGGAAAGGGUGGUCACCUGGGAAUUUGAAACCAGAAAAUACACCUAUGGUGAUCUCUAUAAGAACCGUGUCAACGUAUCCAGCGAUGCUGAGCAGUCAGACGCCUCCAUCACCAUCGGCCAGCUGACCAUGGAUGACAAUGGCACCUACGAGUGCUCGGUCUUGCUGAUGUCAGAUCUGGAUGGCACCUCCAAGUCACGCGUCCGCCUCUUGGUCCUCGUGCCACCCUCCAAGCCAGACUGUGCCAUCGAGGGAGAGACCGUCAUUGGAAACAACAUACAGCUGACCUGCAGCUCAAAGGAGGGCUCCCCGGCCCCUCAGUACAGCUGGAAGAGCUACAAUGCCCUGAACCAAGAGCGACCUCUGGCCUUCCCAGUGACGGGACAGACAUUCUCCCUGAAGAACAUCUCCACAGACAUGUCGGGGUACUACCUCUGCUUCUCCAGCAACAAGGUGGAGACCACGUCCUGCAAUAUCACUUUGGCUGUCAGAUCUCCCUCCAUGAACGUGGCCCUGUAUGCGGGCAUCGCCGGGGGCAUGGCUGCGGCCCUCAUCAUCCUUGGCAUCAUCAUCUACUGCUGCUGCUGCCGGGGAAAAGACAUGGACGAGGACAAGGAGGACACACGGCCGAAUCGGGAGGACUACAGACAGCCGCCAGAACAGCUAAGAGAGUUUCCCCAAGAGCAGGAAGAAGAGGACAGCUACAGACAGGAAGACGAGAGGCGCUCUGGCCGCGAGUCCCCUGACCACCCUGGCCAGUGACUGGGCCCCGCCGAGGGGCCAGGGUGGGAAGGGUUAGGGGUUCCUUCCCCUGCCUCCUUUCUCCUCUCCAAGCCCCAUUUCCCUAACCCUUUGUGCGGGGCAUUGGUGGGGAUGCUGUCACCCGUGUCCACUGCCGGAGGGCUUGGCCUGGCUAACAGGGCUCUCACUCAUGGCUGACCCUGCCAACUGCCCACUCCUGUGAAGUGACCUCUCGCCUCUGCCUCAGCCUAGUUUGGGGCCUGGCCCUUACCCUGGACUGGACAGCAGCCUCCACCUUCCCCUGCAGCCAUUGGGAGCUCCCUGAAGCACACACAGCACUGAGCAUGAAUUUUCCACAGAGGCAAUGUCAGCCUCAGGAGGGGGGUUCCCAGCAUGUAGGGGAGCACCUGACAGAUGGCUUGCACUUCAUACGUUUUUGUUGAAUGUAUGAACAAAUAUGUGAAGGAUGCCCUAUUAUCUAUCCAAUGUAAGUGCAAACUCUUUGCUUCAGGACCCACACUGGACUGGCUUCACGCUUUCUCUCUAGACUCAUCUCCUACAACUUCCCUGAAUAUUCCAGACACUUCCUCCAAGGGUCACCUCCAGCUCCCACUGCACACUUCCACGUGGGGCUUUUGUUCUCCCCCUCCUGCUUGGGAUGGCCAUGCACUUUCCAUCUCCGCCUGUCAAAAUCCUGCCUGUCCCUCAAGACCCAUCUCAAAUCACAACUGUUUCUCUUAGCUUUCCUGAUCUCCCAAGUACAUGGGAACAGUCUUGUUGCUUUGUCCCACACCCAAGCGGCAUCGUUACCUCUGUGGGGCAGGGCCUGGACCCCACUUCUCUUGCUUCCCCAGAACUCUUCCAGCUGGCAAGCAUCCUGCCCCUCAGAGUGGUUAGUCAAACUUAGUUUGGGAAACUGCUAUGAGAGGUUGAUCAUUUCCUCUCUGUGAUUGUAGAUACAUGGAUGACUCUCACCCAAACCCAUAUUUUUGUUGAGAGAAUUAAAUGUGAAUUGAUUUUAAAUGAUUUAAAUUGAUUGUGGAUGGUCCUGGACACCCAAGUCAUGGUGGUUCCUUUUAUGGCCAGAAUAACUGACGUGCCCACCCUGCCUCCCCACCCCUGUUCUCCGUGUUGUUCCUGCUACCUGAGAUCUGACCCCUGUCCCUCCCCAGCCCCGUUCCUGGCUCUCCUGCUGGCAGGGCCAUCUUGCUGCCCAGCCCACAGCCUUUCCCCUGCUUUUCGGGCAUUGCUUCUACUCGGAAGAGCUCGGGGUGUUAUGGCUGCUUGGGGCUCCUUACCCAGUGGCUAGUCUCACCCAAUGCAGUUUAAUAUUAAAUAUUGGAUUCUUUUCUAGUUGAUCAGAAAAGCAAUUUUGUAA
Molecule: messenger RNA, 2388 nt
Organism: Choloepus didactylus (southern two-toed sloth)
Lineage: Eukaryota; Metazoa; Chordata; Mammalia; Pilosa; Megalonychidae
Gene: GPA33
Product: glycoprotein A33
Exons: 7
Coding region: 75-1031 (318 amino acids)
Cellular component (GO): plasma membrane
Source: RefSeq, a predicted model, not a curated record